CUCGUGGAAGGUUUCCUGUGGCCGAGCCCCCUGCUGCACUCCAGGCAAGUCGAGCGAUGCGAAACGGAGGGCAAAGGGAAACCCAAGACGGCGCGGCGCCCCGCCAGGGCGGCUCCACGCGGUCUGCGCCCGCACGGGCGAGCCGCGGUGGCGCAGCGGGCAGGCCGAGGCGCCGCCCCGGGGCUGGGCUCUGCACGCGAGCCCAGACGGCGCGACGGCGUUUUUCGCCCUGCAGGGCGGCGGGCUCCGCGCGGUGUCGCUGGCGUCCGGGGAGGAGCAGUGGAAGUACGACCUGGAGUCCAGCGGUGACGAGGAAUUCGUCUUGCUCGUGAAGCCGGACGGCGCGUCCGUGUUUUGUGCUUCCGGGGAUGCUGCAAUGCAUGCCGUGGAUACCAGUUCGGGUUCUCGCCAGUGGAGCUUCGAUCUCGACUCGCGCCUGCGACGCGCUGUCCUCAGCCCCGACGGCGCCACGGUCUUCGCCGCCACGGCCGCCGGGACGCUGAGCGCGGUGGAGGCCUCCACCGGCGCGGCGCGGUGGUCGCGGGGGUGGCCGGGCGGCGGCGGCGCGGCCGCGCUGGCCGCGUGCCCGCACGGGGGCCGCGUGCUCCUCGGCGAGGCGGGCGGCGGGCUGCGCGCGCUGGCGGCGCGCACGGGCGAGGAGCUGUGGCACGCAUGCCGCGGUGGGGCCCUCUGUGAGCGGUUUGUCCUUCAGCCCGGACGGCUCCCGCGUAUUUGGCGCAGCUGGCGACGGAAGAGUAUUCGCGCUGGCUGCAGCUACUGGGGAAGAGGUAUGGAGCCGUUCGCCUUCUGUGGGAGAACGGCCUGAGGACCGCGGGCAGGACGCUCCGCACAGGUUGUCGCCAUCAAGCCUGAUCCGCUGGAAGCGGGUCGCCGUGUUGCUGACCUUGUGCGGAGUGUUGGCCUUGCACCGUAGCGGCAGGCUGAAGAGGCCAGGCGGUGGAACCAGCCCGUCGAUGGAGGACGCGUUGAGUGAGCCACUCGCAGCACUGGUGGCGAGUCUGGGCCUAGGCAUAGGCCCGAGCGGCGGCAAUGAGGAGACGUCGGCCAGUAACGAUGGGAGCGUGGGAAC
Messenger RNA from Prorocentrum cordatum, 1090 nucleotides. NCBI's taxonomy places the organism in Eukaryota, Dinophyceae, Prorocentrales, Prorocentraceae. The record is from the annotation of a GenBank genome assembly.